Aspergillus tanneri is the source of this 876-nucleotide messenger RNA. It is a transcript of the gene MRPL10, whose product is annotated as mitochondrial 54S ribosomal protein uL15m. Gene Ontology annotation, biological process: translation. Lineage: Eukaryota; Fungi; Ascomycota; Eurotiomycetes; Eurotiales; Aspergillaceae. Gene Ontology annotation, molecular function: structural constituent of ribosome. The record is from RefSeq and is a predicted model, not a curated record. Gene Ontology annotation, cellular component: mitochondrial large ribosomal subunit. The transcript is spliced from 3 exons. The coding region runs from base 1 to 876 and encodes 291 amino acids.
AUGUCCCCCAGGCUCCAUAUACUACCCGCACAGUGGCAGGGGAUUUUCUCUAAAUCGAUUUCUGCAGCUUCGCCCCUGUCAUUCCUCCUGCCUCAACUCCAACAGCAGAGCCGCAAUGCUCACAUCUUAGCCUCUCUCUCCGAUAACCCGGGCGCCUACAACAAGAGGAUCAGAAGAGGUCGUGGACCCGCCUCAGGAAAGGGCAAGACCUCCGGAAGAGGUCAUAAGGGCCAAAAGCAGCAUGGUAAAGUACCCAUGGGGUUCAAUGGUGGUCAGACGCCGGAUAUUAUUGUGCACGGAGAACGGGGAUUCAAUAAUGUUUUCGCCACUGACCUCACCACCGUCAACCUGGACCGUAUCCAAGAAUGGAUUGACCAGGGUCGUAUCGACCCAGCCCAACCCAUCACCAUCCGAGAACUGGCUCAAUCGCGCUGCAUCCACCAGACCAAGGAAGGCGUGAAACUACUUGGUCGCGGGGCCUCCACCGCCCUCAAGCAACCCAUUCACAUUGUUGUUUCCCGGGCAUCGGCCAGCGCCAUUGCCGCCGUCGAAGCCGCGGGAGGCUCCGUGACCACCCGGUUCUACACGAAAUCCGCGAUUGCGCGCAUCAUGAGACGCGAGAUGCACCCGUUUCAGGCCGCUGAGGAGGUGACCGAGUCGAAGAUCAUGAAGGAGAUGGGGUUCCGGUAUAGGUUGCCUGAUCCGACCAAGCGUCGUGAUAUCGAGUAUUAUCGUGACCCGGAGCAUAGGGGGUACUUGAGUCAUUUGUUGAAGCCUAUGGAAGGACCUAGUUUGUUCUUCCGUUCGCCGAUCGAGAGGAAGUCUGCGGCUGGUGUCAAGAAGGAGAAGGUUCUUCCCGAGAACAGACUCUGGUAG